CAUAUCUCUCGAGCUCACGCACCACACAUCAAUCUUUGUUGCAAACACAUCAAGCAACGUCACAACUUCUUGUUCAAUCCAUACACUUCGAACACCACCACACAUCAUGCCCACCGACCCCCACCAAGGAGGUAACCUCUCCGACAUGGCCGUCACCGGCACCUCCAUCCCCAACGACGCCGGCGCCUACGAGACCCUCCCUUCAGUCCCCAACCCCGAACAAGCAUCCACCAACAACCGCACCGCCACAAACCUGGCCGGUGCAACCGACAACGCGACCGAUAUGCCCAAGUCCAGCAAAGAUAUCGGCGCGACCGGCGAAGUCAUGACGGCGACAGGCGACCAGCUUCCUGCUCAAGUGGAGAGCAAGAAUUUGCAUUUUGGAGCCAACAACCCGGCGGACAAGGGUCAUGAUAGGAGUGAUAAGCAUACUAAGCAGAAGGAGAGUGAUUUUGAGAGGUAUGCCGCUGAGUAAGGGAUGGGGUUAUGAUGGAUGAUGAAGGAUAGGCCCUGGAGGUCUGAGUCUUGUAUAUUAGAUUUAUGAAUGGAUGACUUGAAUCACACCGAG
Aureobasidium pullulans EXF-150 is the source of this 568-nucleotide messenger RNA. RefSeq lists its product as uncharacterized. The record is from RefSeq and is a predicted model, not a curated record. The transcript has a single exon. Lineage: Eukaryota; Fungi; Ascomycota; Dothideomycetes; Dothideales; Saccotheciaceae. The annotation marks the transcript as partial.